This is a messenger RNA of Prosopis cineraria, 486 nucleotides long. RefSeq lists its product as uncharacterized. The coding region runs from base 1 to 486 and encodes 161 amino acids. Gene Ontology annotation, cellular component: cytosol. Gene Ontology annotation, biological process: dGTP catabolic process. The transcript has 2 exons. Gene Ontology annotation, molecular function: 8-oxo-7,8-dihydrodeoxyguanosine triphosphate pyrophosphatase activity. Lineage: Eukaryota; Viridiplantae; Streptophyta; Magnoliopsida; Fabales; Fabaceae. The record is from RefSeq and is a predicted model, not a curated record.
AUGGUUAUAUUUUUUGCUGCUGCAAAUGUGGCUGGGUUAUGUGUUCAUGUUGGAGAUCUACAAUGGGAGAACUUGGAAGACCAUGGGGAGCUCCUGACAAAGCAACUAUGGAUAGUUGUGCAAGACAUAAAUCCCCCGUCCUUCUGCUUUGACGCUGCGCUGUCGGUGCCAAGUGUGGACGUGGUGGUGUUUCUCCUGAAGGUAAGAUCCGUACUUCUUGGUUGGCGUUGCUCCUCUGUCGACAACUCUACCUUCACUCUGCCCGGUGGCCACCUGGAGUUUGGUCACUCUCAUUCCCCUUUUCUCUUAUUCUCGACGAUCGUACCCAUUUGUUUCGUGGGAAAUUUGAAUGUUCUUUCUUCGGUUUUAGGAAAGAGCUUCGAGGAAUGUGUAAUUAGAGAAGUGAAAGAGGAGACGAGGCUGGAGAUCGCGAAAACGGAGCUGUCGAAAUUUGUCAGCAAAGGUUUCAAGCCAUUCCCUCACUGA